GCAGCCGCGGGGUACCCAGGCCGAAGUCCUUAAGUACUUAGGGUGACAGACUGUCUCUGGACAGACGGUUGGUCCAGCUGGACAGGCCCUCCGUGCAAGCGUCGUGGUUGCCAGCACGUUUCAGGAGCCCUGUGCUGGUAAAGAGAACUGUAAGAAUCCCCGACGAAAGAGGUGAAGUGUCCGGUGAAAGGAGCAGGUGCAAUUUGGGCUGAGGAGAAAGAGGUCUGGUCCAGAGUGAGCACCUUUGAUACCAUCCCAGACUGGAGACACCUCCUCAGUCCCGUUAACUGGUUACAGGUGACUACCUGAACUUCCCAGCUGCAGAAUAUGUAGAACCUUGAAAGGUUGGCAAUGAUGAAUAAACUGGAAUUAAAGGAAGACAAGAUGCUGGAGGUUCAGUUUGUGGGAGAUGAUGAUGUUCUUAAUCACAUUCUUGAUAGAGAAGGAGGAGCUAAAUUUAAAAAGGAACGACCUCAGCUUUUGGUCAACACAAAAAAAAUAAUAAAGAAGCCAGAAUAUGAUUUGGAGGAAGAUGACCAGGAAGUCCUUAAAGAUCAGAACUAUGUGGAAGUUUUAGGACAAGAUGUUCAAGAGUCCUUAAAAAAUGGAUCUGCUAUAGAUGGUGGGAAUAAAGUUUAUUCUUUUCAGAAUAGAAAACACUCUGAAAAGAUGGCUAAAUUAGCUUCAGAACUAGCAAAAACACCAAGAAAAGGUGCUGCAUCGAAUUUGAAGAAUGAUCCAGAAAUUAUGAUAAACAUUCCUCAAAGUAGCAAGGAACAUUCUGCUUCAGACGAAGUUCAGUUGAAGAACAAUGACAAAAGUGAAUUUCUGUCAACAGCACCUCGUGGUUUAAGGAAAAGAUUAAUAGUUACAAGGUCUUAUUCUGACAGUGAAAGUGAAUAUUCCACUUCCAAUUCAGAGGAUGAUGAAGAGGUUGCACAAGAAUAUGAAGAGGACACCAGUGAAGUCAUAUUGAGCAAAAAGAUUCAAGCUCAUAAACAAAUAGUUUCAGCUCCCAUUUGCAAAGAAACACCUUGUAAGAAAAUAAAAAGAGAUAAAACAAGUGACUUAGUAGAAGAAUAUUUUGAAGCUCACAGCAGCUCAAAAGUUUUAACUUCUGAUAGAACACUGCAGAAACUAAAGAGAGCUAAACUGGAUCAGGAAACUUUGCAUAACUUACUAAGCAAGGUUUCACCUUCCUUUUCUGCUGAACUAAAACAACUAAAUCAACAAUAUGAACAAUUAUUUCAUAAGUGGAUGUUGCAGUUACACCUGGGCUUCAACAUUGUGCUUUAUGGUUUGGGUUCAAAGAGAGAUUUAUUAGAAAGAUUUCGAACCACCAUGCUGCAGGAUUCCGUUCAUAUUGUCAUCAAUGGCUUCUUUCCUGGAAUCAGUGUGAAAUCAAUCCUAAAUUCUAUAACAGAAGAAGUCCUUGAUCAUAUGGGUACUUUCCGCAGUGUACUGGAUCAGCUAGACUGGAUAAUAAACAAAUUUAAAGAAGAUUCUUCUUUAGAGCUCUUUCUUCUCAUUCACAAUUUGGAUAGCCAAACAUUGAGAGGAGACAAAAGCCAGCAAAUUAUUGGACAGUUGUCAUCUUUACGUAACAUAUACCUUAUAACAUCUAUUGAUCACCUCAAUGCUCCUCUCAUGUGGGAUCAUGCGAAGCAGAGUCUUUAUAACUGGCUCUGGUAUGAAACUACUACAUAUAGUCAUUAUACUGAAGAAACCUCCUAUGAGAAUUCUCUUCUGGUUAAGCAAUCUGGAUCCUUACCACUUAGUUCCCUUAUUCAUGUCUUACGAAGCCUUACCCCUAAUGCAAGGGGGAUUUUCAGGCUACUAAUAAAGUAUCAGCUGGAUAACCAGGAUAAUGCUUCUUACAUUGGACUUUCUUUUCAAGAUUUUUACCAGAAGUGUCGGGAGGCAUUCCUUGUCAACAGUGAUCUGACACUUCGGGCCCAGUUAACUGAGUUUAGGGACCACAAGCUUAUAAGAACAAAGAAGGGAACUGAUGGAGUGGAAUAUUUGUUAAUUCCUGUUGACAAUGGAACAUUGACUGAUUUCCUGGAAAAGGAAGAAGAGGAAUCUUGAAGCUAUCCUUCAGUCUUGAAUCUUCUGUGGAAGGGUUGUACCUCGGCUGCCACUCCUCUAGUCUAAAGUGUUGUGUUUACAUUCAACAUUAGACUCUUUUUCCAGUGUACAAAAUUUAAAAUUGGGAGGGGGGAAUGUCAUCAGUUAGAAACUUGAUUAGCCUGGCUGGUGUACCAUCUCUAGUACUAUGCAGUAAUUCUCAAGUUGGGAGAAAAUGUGCCUUUCUUUCAUUACCUCUCCAGAGACUUCUUGCAAGAAUGAACAGUGUGCUCAGGGACUAUUUGGAACUGGAUGCUUUUGAAUUAUUUUAUACUAGAGAUGAUAUCCCUAAUUUUUUGAGGGUCUUUUAAAUACUCCUGGAGCUGAUUAUUUGUGAAUGUACUUGUUCCAGAGUGUGGAAGUACAAAAGCAUUGGCAUCACAUAAUCUGCUUUAUUUGCUGUUCUCUGUGUCAGAGUUGAUGAGUGUAAUGGAGGCAAAGAUCAUCUCUUAUGACUUCAGAAAUGGCUUAACAAAAGAUGUAAGUUUGGGGAAAAGGUAGGCGAUCCAGCUUUCUCCUUUAGGCUACAAACUGGUUGGGGGAGAGGGAGCAUGACACUAUUCAGUUGGGAUAGUGAGAAAAUCCUAACAAGUACAGAGGGUGUAUACCCACUCUAGAAAGCACACAAACAAUAAUGGAUCUACCAUGAUAUUCAGAACUGUUCUGUGUCAUCACCUUAAUAAUACAAGGGAGAAGCCAGGCUAGAAAACUACAAUCCUAAAUUACAUUUUAGUCAUUUUCAAUACAUUGGAAAAUAAAAAUUUAUUCUUGUA
This is a messenger RNA of Talpa occidentalis (Iberian mole), 2900 nucleotides long. RefSeq names its product origin recognition complex subunit 2 (gene ORC2). Gene Ontology annotation, cellular component: nuclear origin of replication recognition complex; nucleus. The transcript is spliced from 18 exons. The record is from RefSeq and is a predicted model, not a curated record. Gene Ontology annotation, biological process: DNA replication. Gene Ontology annotation, molecular function: DNA replication origin binding. Lineage: Eukaryota; Metazoa; Chordata; Mammalia; Eulipotyphla; Talpidae. Bases 352 to 2088 code for a protein of 578 amino acids.